CCCCCUGGGGCUGAGUGGCCCCGCCCGGGCCGGGCCGGGCGCCGGAGGAUGAGGAGCGAUGGGGCAGGCGUGCGGCCACUCCAUCCUGUGCCGGAGCCAGCAGUGCCCGGCGCGGCCCGGGGAGCCCGAGCCGCGGGGCCAGCAGGUCUUUCUGAAGCCGGACGAGGAGCCGGCGCCUUCACCGCCGCAGCAGCAGCCUUGCGCCGACACCCUGCAGGAAGCCCUGCUGAGUUUGGGCUCUGUCAUUGAUGUCUCCAGUCUUCACGAUGUCAUCAAAGAAGCCAUUUCUGCCGUGCUUCCCAAAGUGGAAAUCGUCUACACUUACCUGCUUGAUGGAGAAUCCCGGCUAGUAUGUGCAGAUCCCCCACACGAUCUGCCCCAGGAGGGGAAAGUCCGAGAUGCUGUCCAGGCCUGGGAGCGGCAGAGCUGCGGUGGGCUGGGCCCCUCAGAUUUGCCAGAGAAAGUGCUGACGGGGCUGACUGCCCCACUGGCUCCUGACAGACAAGUGCUGGUAGUUCCACUGGUGGACAAGGAAGCCGGAGGCGUUGUGGCCACCAUCCUGGUACACUGUGCUCAACUCAGUGAGGGGGAUGAGCAGAGCCUGCAGGCAAUAGAGAAGCACACACUUGUAGCCUUGAAGAGGCUGCGGACCCUGCAGCAGCGUCAGCCCCGGCCCCGGCCCGUGCCAGAACCCUCUUCCCCGCCCACCUCACUGGCCCGGCCAGAUGGAGCCGUGUCUGUUGGGACAGGCGGCUAUAGUGACCUGGACAGCCGGAUUCUGCAGCUGUGUGGGGAACUCUAUGACCUGGAUGCCUCUUCCCUUCAGCUCAAAGUACUCCAUUAUUUGCAACAAGAGACGGAGUCUUCAACCUGCUGCCUCCUCCUUGUUUCAGAGGAUAACCUUCAGCUAUCCUGCCAGGUCAUCAGUGACAAAGUGCUUGGAGAAGAAGUCAGUUUUCCAAUGACAGUGGGCCGCCUGGGCCAGGUGGUGAAGAACAAGGAAUCUAUUACACUGAAGGACCUCACUCCUGAAGAGGUAACCCAGCUACAGAACCUUGUGGGAUGUGAACUGCGGUCCAUGCUCUGUGUCCCUGUCAUCAGCAGGGCUACCAACCAGGUGGUAGCCUUGGCCUGCACCUUCAACAAGCAGGGAGGAGAUACGUACACAGACUGGGACGAGCACAAGAUCCUCCACUGCUUCUGCUACACAGCCACUGUCCUCACCAGCACCCUGGCCUUCCAGAAAGAACAGAAGCUCAAAUGCGAGUGCCAGGCUCUUCUCCAAGUGGCAAAGAACCUCUUCACACACUUAGAUGAUGUCUCUGUCCUGCUCCAAGAAAUCAUCACAGAAGCCCGGAACCUCAGCAACGCAGAGAUCUGCUCCGUGUUCCUCUUGGAUCAGAAUGAGCUGGUGGCCAAGGUGUUUGAUGGCGGUGUUGUGGAUGAUGAGACCUAUGAGAUACGCAUCCCUGCAGACCAAGGAAUCGCAGGUCAUGUGGCCACCACUGGCCAGAUCCUGAAUAUCCCAGAUGCUUAUGCGCACCCCCUGUUCUACCGAGGUGUGGACGACAGCACUGGCUUUCGCACCCGCAACAUACUCUGCUUCCCUAUCAAGAACGAAAACCAAGAGGUGAUCGGUGUGGCUGAGCUGGUGAACAAGAUCAAUGGCCCUUGGUUCAGCAAGUUUGAUGAGGACCUGGCCACGGCCUUUUCCAUCUAUUGUGGAAUCAGCAUCGCUCACUCUCUCCUAUACAAGAAAGUGAAUGAAGCCCAGUAUCGGAGCCACUUGGCCAAUGAGAUGAUGAUGUAUCACAUGAAGGUCUCAGAUGAUGAGUACAACAAACUCCUCGGAGACGGGAUCCAGCCUGUGUCUGCCAUUGAUUCCAACUUUGCCAGUUUCACCUACACCCCACGUUCUCUCCCUGAGGAUGACACCUCCAUGGCCAUCCUGAGUAUGCUCCAAGAUAUGAACUUUAUCAACAACUACAAGAUUGACCGACAGACACUGGUCCGGUUCUGCCUGAUGGUGAAGAAAGGCUACAGAGACCCUCCCUAUCAUAACUGGAUGCACGCCUUCUCUGUCUCCCACUUUUGCUACCUGCUCUAUAAGAAUCUGGAGCUGUCCAAAUAUCUGGAUGACAUCGAGAUCUUCGCCUUGUUUGUCUCCUGCAUGUGCCAUGACCUGGACCACAGAGGCACCAACAAUUCCUUUCAGGUGGCUUCGAAAUCUGUGUUGGCCGCGUUGUACAGCUCCGAAGGCUCCGUCAUGGAGAGACAUCACUUUGCUCAGGCGAUCGCCAUCCUCAACACUCAAGGUUGCAACAUCUUUGAUCAUUUCUCCCGGAAGGACUACCAGCGGAUGCUGGAUCUGAUGAGAGACAUUAUCUUGGCUACGGACUUAGCCCACCAUCUGCGCAUCUUCAAAGAUCUCCAGAAGAUGGCUGAAGUGGGUUAUGACUCAAAGAAUAAACACCACCACAGCCUCCUGCUAUGCCUGCUCAUGACUUCUUGUGACCUCUCCGAUCAGACCAAGGGCUGGAAGACCACGCGGAAGAUUGCAGAGCUGAUCUACAAAGAGUUCUUCUCACAGGGAGACCUGGAAAAGGCCAUGGGUAACCGGCCCAUGGAGAUGAUGGACCGAGAGAAGGCUUACAUCCCUGAGCUCCAGAUCAGUUUCAUGGAGCACAUCGCCAUGCCUAUCUACAAGCUGCUGCAGGAGCUGUUCCCCAGAGCCGCAGAACUGUAUGAGCGGGUUGCUACCAACAGGGAACAGUGGACCAAGGUAUCACAUAAGUUCACCAUUCGAGGUCUGCCCAGCAACAAUUCCCUGGACUUCCUAGAUGAGGAAUAUGACAUUCAGGAGCCCGGGGAUGAUGGUGACAAGGUCAAUGGGUGCUGCAAGCUGGACACGGAAGAGUGAAAGAAACUCUCCCCUUCCCUCUGGGGUCCGGGAAGGGAGGAGCAAGAGAAAGGAUGUUCCCACUGUUCCUUACCCUCACCCCUCCAUCCCCAACCCAGAGACCCCGUUUAAAAAUCUGUCCUUAGCUUCUGGCUUGGACGGUCGUGUUUAUUUAAAAUAUCCUAGAUGCCAUCCCCUUUGCCCCCACGCCCAGCCAGGAGCUGUGGGGGCCUUAGGGGUGACACGGCAUCAGCUCCUGAUCUCCCUCUCUCUAGGGGCACCUUGGAUCCCGGCUGUCCCUCGGGCUGGAUCUCUGUAAUACCCCUUUGUCCGGAUUCACUCACUAUUCACCUUGUCCCUUGGGGCAGCCUGGGUGAUUUCCCUAACAUUACCUUGGCUGGGGGCUCCUCCUGGAUCUCUGGAGGAUUUGAGAGGGAAGCCUGUGGUCAUUAUGGAUCUGGCCUUGCAAUGGUUCAGUUGAGCUUAGUGGAGGGAUGAGGAGCAGGGAGAAGAGGAAGGAAUAGGGCUUAUUAUUGACUUGGGAGCUGAGGGGUAAAAAUCAGGAGGACAGAGCUGAUUCUCCCAUCCAAUUCCCCUUUUUGUAGAAGAAGAAACUGAGAAGGGGAUUUGUCCAAAAUCACAAGAGUGGCUAAAUGGCAGAAUUGGGAUUUGAACUCAGGUCCCCUGACUCCCAAGUCAAGGUUCUUUCCACUGUACCAUGCUUUGUCCCAUAUGUGGGAUAAAUCUAGCAUGAAUGCUCUAAAAGUCACAGAACACUUUCUGUACUACCACCCUAUAAGGCAGGCAGUGCAAGUACCCUUUUUAUAGGGGAAGAGAUUGGAUCUCAUCAACUAGGGGUCCUCACAACUAAAUACUGGAGAGAUGUUCUGAGCCCAGACCUGUCCAGACUCGAAGUCCAUUGCUCUUCCCAGGAUACCACACUCCCUCUUGUGAGGACAGGGUACCGGGUGCGAGACCCAUCCUGAGCCCGGUAUCUUUUGAUACCCCUGAGACUGCUCUAAUGAGGCAGUUUUUGGAACUUGCUCACCUUCCCCAAAGUUCAGGGGAGAGACCCCACUGUCCCCAAGAAGGAGGCUGCCUCUUUCCACCAUCCAGGCUCAGGGUCCUGAUUGGAGCAGGUCCAUUUCCCCCUUGCCCAGGGACAGCAAGGGAAGCAGUUUGUCAUGGCUGGGAGUGGGGUGGGUGGAGGAUCGAGUGUUCUCCUGCGCUCUUCUCCCCCUCCAAAGGGCUUCAGGCUGGGCAGUGGCCACAGAGACACUCCCUACAUUGAGUAGGGAGUGAAGUGUCCCAGGUUCUGGGAUGGAUUCUAUCACUGACUAGCUGGGCAUCUUGUUUAGAUUCAGAGGUGGGAAUUUCCUUAUCUAUAAAGGUAGUGAUGGGUGGGAAGAGGGUUGAACUUGGUGAUUUCUAAGACUAAGCCACGUUUGUGUGGCUUUUGGAGACCCAGGAGGGAAGUCUCAUCCCACUUAGACAACUUUCCAAGAGACGGUCUCUGCCCCAGCAAAUCCCAGAGACCAGAGCACAUCCCCAUCACACCAGGAGUUCUUGGACUUCUAAGUACAGACUCUGGCCAAUGAACAGGAGCCCUGGACCCUCUGUCCUUCUCCACUCUCAUUCCUCCCAGACAAAUCAUUAGCUUCUCAGGCCUGGGAUUGCCAUCCCUUCCUUGCAGCCAUCCAGAGAGAGGGACCCAGUCCUCGAGCCCCUCUGGGCCUUGCUGCAUAUCUGUGACUUCGGCCACAGCUGGGACUGGACUCUUCUCUGUCCUGAAGGCCAUAUACACCCUCCCCCCCUUUCCCUUGCCCCCUCUGGCCACUGCCCAAGGGCCUGGGGAGAUGCCAUAGCAAAGAGGUGUCCGGCACUCUCGUCCCCAUCCCCAUUUCUCUCUUUUUCUGUCUUGUCUCUGUCAGUGUCUGAGUGGGUGUUGUUUGGGCUGGGGCAGAGCUGGGCAGGGAGGGUGCGGGGUGGGGGGUUGGGCGGACUGGGGAGAGAAUGGGUUCAUUUGCCUUAUCUAUUCUGAGUUGCCUUUAGAGAGACUCAUUUUUUGUAUCUGACAGUAGGGCUCUGUGCAGAUGUUGUAAAUGGUCCUGUCGGCUGAUUGCUUUGUACAUGAGAAUAAAUCUAUUUCUUUCUAUCAAA
Messenger RNA from Sarcophilus harrisii (Tasmanian devil), 5059 nucleotides. RefSeq names its product phosphodiesterase 2A (gene PDE2A). Gene Ontology annotation, cellular component: mitochondrial inner membrane; nucleus; synaptic membrane. Gene Ontology annotation, molecular function: 3',5'-cyclic-AMP phosphodiesterase activity; 3',5'-cGMP-stimulated cyclic-nucleotide phosphodiesterase activity; protein homodimerization activity. The coding region runs from base 59 to 2920 and encodes 953 amino acids. NCBI's taxonomy places the organism in Eukaryota, Metazoa, Chordata, Mammalia, Dasyuromorphia, Dasyuridae. Gene Ontology annotation, biological process: negative regulation of receptor guanylyl cyclase signaling pathway; positive regulation of gene expression; cGMP catabolic process. The transcript is spliced from 31 exons. The record is from RefSeq and is a predicted model, not a curated record.